Molecule: messenger RNA, 3012 nt
Organism: Drosophila erecta
Lineage: Eukaryota; Metazoa; Arthropoda; Insecta; Diptera; Drosophilidae
Product: trissin receptor
Exons: 11
Coding region: 627-2705 (692 amino acids)
Biological process (GO): G protein-coupled receptor signaling pathway
Cellular component (GO): plasma membrane
Molecular function (GO): G protein-coupled receptor activity
Source: RefSeq, a predicted model, not a curated record
AUGUCGCGGCAUCUCAAACGAAUCGGACGCGAAAGGCCAAAAUCGAGCGGGAAUUCGGGCCCAGAACUCCGAGUGUUAUUUGAAUAAUAUUUCACUCGUUUUCGUACUGAAAGUAGCGGACUAUCCGCUCGUGAUUGUAAGUGAACCACAUUCGCCGAGCUAAUUGGAAAUAAUAAAAUAAUUUUGGGCACUAAACGAUUGUGAAAACCCGAAGGUCAUUGUUACAACAUGCUGGAUUCGCGAAUGAGUAAAUAGCAAUUUUUGUUAAUUCCAGCGCUCCACUAAAUAAGUGAAGCAUCAACGGAAAAAACAAUAUUUUCAAACGCUAUAAGCAUUUUGUUCGUAAAAUAUCUGUGAGCGAGCCAAAUGAAAUGUAACCUAGAAGUAGCGGCACAUCGGAGUGAUUGAAUUUGUGAUUUUCGGUUAAAACCUGGCCCAAGGAUUCUUAAGGACGAAUUCAAGCGAAGGUGGACGAGUUCCCAUAUCCAAAUCUGGCAGACACUUUACCAGAAAGAACUUAGACACUAAGUAAUACUUAGCAAUACCAAGAAGGAUUUACGUUCCGAUAUACUACUGCAGCUGCGUCCCUGAUUGGCGACCACAGGAGUCGUCGCCACACGCACACAAUGAUUAUGACGAUGAUGCGGACAGCAAGGUCCUGCCAACAGGAAUCGGAAGUGAAGCAGCGAAAACAACAUAAGCAGCGCUGGCGACCCGACGGGGCACACAUAUCAGCGGCUUACGACCCCCGCAGUGAUAAUGACGACGGCCACCACAGGGUGGUGCAUAAUCAAAACAACGGCAGCCCAAACAGCUCGCCGAAUCAGAGCACUUCCGCCUUCCGACAGCGGCAGCCGCAGCCGCAGCCGCACCAGCCACCCACCGGACGACAGCAGCCCCGUGCAUCCUCCGCCGUAACCCACUUCUCCGGCCGGACAACGCUGCUCCCCCUGCUCGCCCUGCUCAUCCUGCUCUCCGCCUCCGCGCUGACAGCCUCUGCCAAUGUCACCAGCACCAUCAGUCCGCCCAUCAACGGCAGCAGCACCGAUUACAUCCUGCUUUACGGCGACUCCACCACAUCCAUCGUUCCCGCCCCGACCACCGGACGCUCGGGGGACGGAAGUGGUGCGGUCAUCGAGGACGAGGAGGACGCGGAGAAGGCCAGCGAGUACAUCUUUGAUCGCACCGAUGUGCGCAUAAUAUUCAUCACCCUCUACACACUGGUAUUUUGCUGCUGUUUCUUUGGUAACCUCCUUGUUAUUUUGGUGGUCACAUUAUCGCGACGACUCCGCUCAAUAACAAACUUUUUCCUGGCCAACUUGGCGUUCGCCGACUUCUGCGUUGGACUCUUCUGUGUGAUGCAGAAUCUGUCCAUCUACCUGAUAGAGAGCUGGGUCUUUGGCGAGUUCCUCUGCCGCAUGUACCAGUUUGUCCACUCCCUGAGCUACACGGCCUCCAUUUUCAUCCUGGUUGUCAUCUGCAUGGAGCGCUACUUCGCCAUCGUGCAUCCCAUUACCUGCAAACAGAUCCUAACUGCUGCUCGUCUGAGGAUGGUCAUUGUCACUGUUUGGAUUACAUCGGCAGUUUACUCCACGCCCAAGUUUGUUUUCAGCAAGACCAUUAAGAACAUUCACACGCAGGACGGCCAGGAGGAGGAGAUCUGCGUCCUGGACCGCGAGAUGUUCAACUCAAAGUUGCUGGACAUGAUUAACUUCGUGCUCCUCUACGUUAUGCCGCUCCUGGUGAUGACGGUGCUGUACAGCAAAAUCGCCAUCGCCUUGUGGCGCAGCUCGCGCGGCCUCACGCCACAUGUGAUGCAGCAUCAGCAGCAUCAGCAGCAGCAGCAGCAGCAGCCGCAGCAGCCAUCCUGCCAGGACAUGGGCAUGGGUAUGCACAACAGCAUGUACCACCACCAUCAGCACCCGCACCAGCACCACCACCACCACCACCACCAGCACCACCAGCUGGCAUCGGCGGCAUCCUCGGCAGGAUCUGUACCCCUGGCGGGAGUGGGGUUGGGCGGAGGUGGUGGAGGUGGAGGUGGUCCUGGUCCGUCACUCGCCUCCGGCGGCAGCAGCACCACGUCCUUGUCCCGCAAGCAGAGCAGUAAAUAUGAGAAGCGCGGCGUCAGCAUCACGGAGAGCCAGCUCGAUAAUUGCAAGGUGUCCCUGGAGGCCGAUCGUCCCAUUGUCAGCGCCUGCCGCAAGACGAGUUUCUACCACCACGGCCACGCCCACCACCAGCGCUCGGGCAACGCCUCCGCGGGCGGACUGGUUGCCGGUGGCGGGGGCGUCGCUGGAGCCACCCACAUGUCCCACUCCUCCAGCAAUGUCCUGCGCGCCCGGCGCGGCGUCGUCCGUAUGCUGAUUAUUUUCGUGCUGACAUUCGCCCUCUGCAAUCUGCCGUAUCAUGCCCGCAAAAUGUGGCAGUACUGGUCACGUUCGUAUCGCGGUGAUUCCAAUUUUAAUGCGCUGCUAACACCGCUCACCUUUCUGGUCACGUACUUCAAUUCGGGCGUAAAUCCCCUGCUCUACGCCUUCCUCAGCCGCAAUUUUCGGAAGGGCAUGAAGGAGCUGCUGCUCUGCUCCUGGAAGAAGGGCAAGGGCAAGUCCUCCUCCAACUCAUCGAUGCACCACAAGCGCAAGGCGCUGCAGACCCACUCGCUGCCCACGGACACCACCCACAUCGGGAACGAGCAGCUAUGAUGGCCACGCGGCUGGAGGAGACCGCUCAAGCUCUUCGGGCGCCGCUCCUAGGACGCAGCCCAUCGAAGGAUGGACCCACCUGCGGUCCGCUAGCUAGUAUUCCAUUGUGAUCUUGAUGCGCCUAUGAUGAGCCUAUCGCUCGGAUCGAGUCGGCGGCCAAAGCGGAACUGGUGUCAAGUUGUAUUGAUAGAGUAAGCCACUUCUUAAGGAAACCAAUUAACUUUUAUGCAGCUCCUGGAGCAUUGCUCUCAAGUUCUUAGUGUGUAAGCAGAUGGUUUAGUGCGAGUCGGCAUAAAUAAAUAAAAUA